Molecule: messenger RNA, 3060 nt
Organism: Paraglomus occultum
Lineage: Eukaryota; Fungi; Glomeromycota; Glomeromycetes; Paraglomerales; Paraglomeraceae
Source: the annotation of a GenBank genome assembly
AUGGAGGAAAUUCAACAAGUUUGUGUUAGAGCUGCCGAACAGCUAUCAAGUGGAAACGUAAAAGAUGCAUAUUUUACUUAUAUAGGUGCACUUGACGUGGCCUCUAAGGAACUGCAUUCGAUAAAAUUUGUAAAUAACGUCGUGACAUCGAAGCCACCGUCAGUUCCAUCAAUAUUCAAAACACUUCAAGCCUGUCUAGUCUAUGCAGAAGACAUUAUCAACAAAAACCAAUCGUCGAUAUUAACGUCUAGAAAAAAUGCAAAUCUCAAUAUUUCUGUUCAUCCUCCAACACCAUUGCAAGAAGAUCCCACCGACACUACCACAUCUCCCAGAGCCCCUCCCAUACCACCAAAGCCAAUGCGUAGAUCUACCCCUUCUCCACUUUCAUCUCCCAGACAAUCAUAUAGUGUAUCAACAUCACCUCCUACUAAACCACCUUUACCCCCAAAACCAACACGAACGGGAAGUGUAAGAAAGUUAUUAAGGGAGUAUGAAGCGCAGACCGCGGCCACAACAACUGCCACUGCAAAUGAUUCGGAUAACGCGGAUGAGGGUGGUGGAGAGGAUGCUGAUAACUCAGAUUCGGAUUCGGAUGAUGAAGAUGAGGAUUCAGGACAAGGAACGUACUCAACAUCUGACAACAAUUUAAAGAUCUCAUCGGAUACGUCUCGUCGACGUUCGGCGUCACCCAAUCUAUCCAUAAUCAUCAGAAAGGAGUCACCAGUAGUUGACUCGGUUACUGACUCGCAAACAGAUGAAGAGUCACCGAGCUCCGCUCAUGCAGCAUCGUCACCACCAACACUAUCAUAUUAUGCAUCAAUGGAUCAGAAUUCUCAUCCGUUGUCAUUUUUGUACGAAAAGUCAAAUGUAGCAUGUAAGGCAGUAUAUCCGGAGGGAGCCGUUGAUCCCACAAACAUAGUUGAAGCUACGGUUAUUACAGACAUUCACAAUAUGCAAAAUCCAAGUUCGCCUACAUCAAUAAGUUUUACUGAUCAUGUGCCCAAAAUUCCUGCGUCGCCUCUUUUAACGUCACAUUCACGAUUGGAACAAAAAAUAAGAGUAUUAGAAACAAAGAUAGCUGAAUAUAGGGCUGUAUCUAAGGACAGAGAAUCCGGGGUAGGUAUUAAAGACGAUAAAGGACAAUUGCUAUCCGAUUUGACUGAUGAAGAGAUAUCGGAUGCUAUAAGAGAAUUCAAUGCUACACUGGCUGCCUCGAGACGAGCAAUCACAAAGACACUAAAGCUUGUUCAAAAGGCAGCCAUUGAGUUUGAUGCUUUACAAUUCCCACCCUACUUGAUUGCAUAUCAAUUGACACUUAUCGAAUCAGCAAUAUUUUUAGAGAUAGAUCCCACAGCACUGUUAACCCAUUCACUCAAAACACCUGAUGCAAAAAUAACUGCAUCAACGGACUUUUUCAACUAUCUUACUCGACUAGUCGAGUUAACAAUACUGACACCUACAGAAGCAGCAACGAGAGCUCAAAUUAUUCAUCAUUGGGUCAAAGUAGCAGUUAAAUUGAACGAACUACAAAACUAUCAAACACUGAAGGCUAUAUUGUCGGCACUUGGUACACCACCUAUCAUGAGACUUAAACGUACUUGGACAUGUAUUCCAAAGAAGAGCACAACUAAACUAGAGACAUUGAAUGAAAUGAUGAGCGAAGCAAGAAAUUAUCAGAAAUACCGCGAAUUCAUACAAAAAAAGGGAUUCGCACGGAGAACAAUGGUGCCUUUUUUAGGAACAUUUAUUAUGGAUGCUACAUACCUUCUAGCUGCAGUCAAGUCUCAGUCUCAAGUUGGGUCGAGUCAACAUGGUAAUGGACCUCCUCCUCCGACGCCAAAUUCAACUAGUGUAUCUGUAUCUACUCCUUCUUCACCAAACAUAGUCGCAGCAAGAGAUGAUCCUCGUGUGCAAGAACUUUUACAAACAAUGCAUCGUUAUCAAACUGGACCCAAGUUUUCAUCAACGCCACCAUCGCCAUACGUUAAAUCGUCAACUAAACACAAUUCACACUUCCGCACCGCUAGUCUUAGUGCUGCUCUAUAUCGUGGCGGAUACAAGAGAAAUGACGAUGACGAUGAAACACUUGAAGAAAAACAAUGUCUGAUUACACAUUAUUUAUUAACAAGACCAUGGAUGCCUGAAAAAAGUGUUGAUGAACUAAGUAUAUUACGUGAGCCACCUAAAUACAAGAAUGGCAAUACUAGUUCCUCUCAGAGGAACAGUGGUGGACGCUUGUCUAGUAGUCUGGUGUCUAAUCCAUAUUCUGAGAGCACAAGUACUAUUACAACAAGUGAGAUGGGGCGGACAAGUUCAGGUGGGAGUAAUGAUUCCCGACCCAACAGCAUGGAAGACAGUGGCGAAACAGUGGUAUCUAAACUAGAACGGGCUGUCGCUUUCAAUGAGAAAGAUUUUGUCAAAGAAAAAGACAAGGAUAAAAGAAAUCUUACCGAUAUGGUUAAUAGAGUCCUAUUCGGACCACGAAGUAGUUUGGACAAAUCACAAGACAGAGAAAAGGAUAAACUGAAAACAGGCGACAGAGAUCGGGAUCGUAAAUCGGACGAAAGCGAUACUCGCGAAGAUUCCUACCGCAUCUUAUCAGAUACAAUAUUCGUAAGUAGCCCAACAUCAAAUAAACGCCGUAGCUGGCGGACUGGGGCAAAGAAAAUGUUUGGCGCACCUGAAUCCGAUAAACCGUACAAUCGUCACUCUUCCAAGAGUGACCCGCCACCGUUACCAAAAGUACCAACGCAUGCAAGAACAUCAUCAGCUGCUUCGCCGACGACCAAGUCGUCAACGUAUGUUCCUACGCUACCGGCGCGUAGAUCAUUGGAUGAGAUAAGAACCGGAACGCCACCGCCAUUGAUGCCUAAACCUGCAACUUUGAUGCAGAGAAGUGCCAGCGCAUCGUCUGCGAGUGGGAUAAGUGGUGGUGGGUCAGUGAGUGUUGCGGGUGGUUCAAGAUUAAGUUUGGAUGGUGCUGAAGACAUUAGAAUGGCGUUAGCUAGAAAAGUUGCGAGCGAGGUUGUCGCUGCUAGAAAGGAACAGGAAAGCAAGUGA